GGGGAGCGAGCGACAGAGACGGACGGAGAUUUGUUAGCUCGGGUUGAUUGCCGCUCGGGUAUUUUUUUUAUUACACCCGCAGAUAUAUUUAUAUACGCGAGAGGGUCACUUACCGUGCGGGGAAUAGGAUCCCAGCCGCUUCGGGGAAGGAGGCGCUGCUCCGGUUUUAUGAAUUUUCUUCAGUUCAUUUGGUUCUUAGGACUUCAGGCGUAGAAGAUUACUUAUGUUUGUGCUUCAAAGUCCAGUGUGGAAUGUGCAAAUCGCUCAAUUUUUUUCUCACGUCAGAAUGAAAAACCAAAAAGACACAGUCUGCUCUUAUGGAUCUAUGUGGAACCUCUUUCUACUGAAAAUGGCUGCAUGAAGUUGGUAUUUCAGACCUUCCACACAGAUAGAAAAAUUGUACAAUAUAAGGAAAUUACAAGGAUAGUCGACCAUUGGACCAAGUAAUAAAAGCCGUCAUCUUCUUGUAGUCCUUUUUCCCUCCUGACCCCAAUCCCAAACCAUAUACAGUCACACAUAUUUAAUUGGAGUGGCUCAGGGAGCUAGAACAGCAACAGGAAUGAGUGUGCAUACAGCCGGUGUUCUUGGGGUCUAUCUACUACUGAUUCUGCAGAUUCAAGGUCAAAAUCCUGACAGCAUGCUUAUGGGAACAGGCAUAAAGGCUAAUGGUGCUACAGUAGCACCUGAAGAUGCAGAACCAAGACUUCAUUGUUACUGCUCUGGUCACUGUGCAACUGAAGAAGCGAACAAUACAUGCAAAACAAAUGGAAACUGUUUUGCUAUUAUUGAAGAGGACGAAAAUGGGGAAAUUACUCAUGGCUCUGGCUGCAUGAGAUUAGAAGGAGCAGAUUUCCAGUGCAAGGAUUCAACAAAAGUAAGAAAACGGAGAACUAUUGAAUGCUGUAACACUGAUUUCUGUAACAAGGAUUUGCAGCCAACACUUACUCCAAUUUCUAAUUCAGGUGGACUAUUUGAGGGUGAUGUCCACCGAUUAGGCCUGUUAAUCUCGCUGAUUGUCUGCAUCUUUGUCCUGAUUAUAAUCACAACUGCUUUCUACUUCAGGUACAAGGGACAGGCAGACAGGCGUCGCUAUAACCGAGACCUUGAACAGGAUGUGGCCUUCAUUCCACCAGGCGAGUCACUGAAAGACUUGAUUGACCAGUCACAGAGCUCAGGUAGUGGAUCUGGGCUCCCUCUGUUGGUGCAACGUACAAUUGCAAAACAGAUUCAAAUGGUUCGACUAGUGGGUAAAGGGCGCUAUGGUGAGGUAUGGAUGGGGAAAUGGCGUGGUGAGAAGGUGGCAGUAAAGGUGUUCCCUUCUGCGGAGGAAGCCAGCUGGUUCCGUGAGACUGAGAUCUACCAGACAGUGCUGAUGAGACACGAAAGUAUACUAGGAUUUAUUGCUGCAGACAUUGAAGGCAAAGGCUCGUCGACGUGGUUGUAUCUCAUUACAGAUUACCAUGAGAAUGGCUCACUGUAUGACUACCUGAAGUGCACUGUGCUUGAUACCAAAGCCCUGCUGAAGUUGGCCUACUCUGCUGCUAGCGGACUCUGUCAUCUCCACACAGAAAUUUACGGCACGCAAGGCAAGCCUGCUAUUGCACAUCGUGAUUUAAAAAGCAAAAACAUCUUGGUGAAAAAGAAUGGAACCUGUAGCAUUGCUGACUUGGGCCUAACUGUGAAAUUCAACAGUGACACAAAUGAGGUUGAUAUCCCACUGAACACACGAGUGGGCACCAAGCGAUACAUGGCACCUGAAGUACUAGAUGAGAGCCUCAACAAGAACCAAUUCCAGGCUUACUUGAUGGCAGAUAUAUACAGCUUUGGCCUAGUGAUAUGGGAGAUGUCACGUCGUUGUCUUACAGGAGGCAUUGUAGAGGACUACCAGUUACCAUAUUAUGACAUGGUACCAAAUGACCCCUCCUAUGAGGAUAUGAGGGAAGUGACUUGUGUUAAAUGUCUUCGCCCAACAGUUUCCAACAGGUGGAACAGUGAUGAGUGUUUAAGAGCGGUCCUGAAGCUGAUGUCAGAAUGCUGGGCUCAUAACCCUGCCUCCCGGUUGACAGCACUAAGAGUGAAGAAAACGCUUGCCAAAAUGGUGGAAUCACAAGAUAUCAAGAUCUGAUUGAGCCACUGAACAGCUGACAUUAUUGCCCAAAGAGGGUCAGGAACUUCUGGUGUGUAGAUAGAGGGCUGGACAUUCAGUCACCCCAAUCUCUUCUACACGCCACACUAGAUAGGCUGCUAAUGAUGACCUUUAGAAUUCAGAACUAUUUCAUGUAUGGCAUAGUGUGGGAUUAAGGACGUUGAAUAAUGAACCUCUAUGCCAUACUUCAUAACAACAGCAUCAUGUGAAAAACAAGACUGUGUAAAUUAAUGCUGUUGGAAUAUUUUAAACUUCCUUGGGUUUCCUAUGUGUCGCCGACUUUUUCAUGCUCUGUUUGCGGCCUGUAGUGGAACGAUGCUAGCUGGCACCAUGGGAACUCUAGAAAUGGUGUCUCACAGCCAGAAGAGAUGGUGCUUUCUGUGAAAGCCUCAGUUCUGAAUGAAUUUGAAAAACUAUUGCUAGGAGGUUAAUAGUUGCUUUUCACCUGCUAUCUGUAAAUGGGGUCAGGUGAACAAAUCUGCCUUUGCCUGUCUUCGUGAGCCACGAAGGCACCAGUUAUUUCUUUACCCCACCCUCAAAAUCUUGUUAAAUUGGCUAGUUUUGGGCAUUAGCAAGAACUUUGUGAAUACUAGCUGCACAGAGUGAGCUUCUGCUGCACGCCAGGUAUGAAAUGCAGCGCUGAGAUUUCGUCUCUUCAAGCCCAAAUACUUUAUGUUCACAGCUAGCUCCACUGCUCUGAUUGCCUGUCGGCAAUCAAGGGAUUCAUUCUCGUCUUCUGGAAACACAAUGUUGCUGCCAAGGUUUAUAGAACAGUAUAUUUUCUAGGAAUUAGAGAAACCACCGUUCUCCUAGUCCUGUUAAUUAUGUGUCCCAGUUGUCCUUAUCAGUACUUAUGUAUAACCUCUGGUUAUAGACUGUCUUAAUUUAAGUGUUUUUAAUAUUUGCUGUCCGAAUAUUCAAUGAGUUCCAUUUUAAGUCACAGGAAGCCUAUUGCUCUGGGGCAAGAGAGCGAGUGAGAAUAUUUCUUAGUCAGUAUGGCUAAACUCUCCACAGAAGGUCAGGCAGUGCAGAGGCUUCAGCCAGUACAGUGAUAGUGGUGUGGUAAGUAUCUGAAAUGCAAUUCUGUUAACUUCUCAGGAGGGUUGGGGUGGGAGGGUUACUGACCUUGUAUUACAAGGAUUCUUCCUAUACAAAUAUAAAAUGUUAUUAAUCAUGAAUACAACAGGCACAAGUGAAAUGCUACAUCUCUUAAGACUUUCAGCAGAUGUAGUAUGUGUUCUGCUACCAUUCUUUAAAUUUAGAGUGCCGGUAUUGAUUUGGUUUAAAUUCCAUUCCAUCGAGUUAUCACUAACUACAACGUAAGUGGUAUUGGACGUGUUUAUUCUCAUGGGGGUGAAAUAUCACUGCCAAGGAAUUGAAGCAAUCUUGCCAAUCCCCAUAAUCCACAAAGCUAUUCCACUGAUUCUUCACCCUCCUUAAAGCUCAAUGUUGUUUCUCACACUAACAGUGACUGUCGGAAGGUGAGUGUCAGCUUCACUGUGUUCCAGGGAGAAACAAGAAUCUGUGAUGGUAAUGCAAAAUGCUGUUUAUUGUAAGCUACAUAAUGCCAACUCUUGUGUAUUUUAUUUUAUUUGAGUAAUUCCAACCAUCUUCAUGAAUGGAUUGAUUAAUAAUCCUGUAAUAGUGGCUGUCUAACUUGGCCAGGCCAGAUGCCACAGUUUUGUAAGAUGUUAUGUAACAUAAUGUUUAUAUCUUGUGUAGUACAGCUAUGAAAUGUUGCAAGCUUUUCCUGUAAAUAUGAUAGCCAAAGUAGGGAUUGAAGCUUGCCCCUGCCACCACCCACCGCAUCCCUCCACCCCCCCACCCCCAACCUCCCCAACCGGGGAAGAAUGAGGAAGAUACAGUGUUGGCCCAUUCAUAUGAAUAGGAUUGUUUUUGUUGCAUACCACGUACAGUUGUAAACAUCUGCACUUCUUGUUUGUCUUGUUUACUUUGAACAUGAAAGGUACAGUGCCCAUAAGCAAACUUGAAUGUUUAUCAGUGAGAUGUGAUUUUGUGACUCCUGCCCAAUCAAUACUACUGCAUUACAUAUUGCAUCAUGCUAGCAUGUGUUGGCCAUGAAUCCUGAUACACUGCACUGGAGAUGGUGAAUUUCGGAUCUUUUUCCCACAAAUAUCAAAGCCCCAUGUGAAAGACAAAUGAAACACCAUGUCAUCAGAACAUUAUACUUGGAUGUUUGCAAAUCUGCAGUCUCAUCAUUACGUUCCUUUUCCGUAAUGUUCUUGUUGGAUUGGAACAGCUUUUAUCAUUUUGAACUUGCUGCGGGGAAUUUUCAUCAAGAGUGUUGAAUCUUCCUUUUAAUUGCUAUAGAAUAAUGAAUGAUCAGUGUAAAAAUGGUGAAUAAUGCUGCCAAUUCCUGCAUUCAUCCUGCCCCUUCUGAUCAUUCGUUAUUUUAGUACAUUGUAUACAGGUAAUCCUUUUUACUUAUCCCCUUAAAACAUCACCUGCCUCUCAUUGAAGUAUAUUCAGUGGAUAGAGGAGCAGGAGUUAGUACAGAGAACAACAUUGUUGCAAUGGAGGUGCAAAGAGGUUCUGUAAACCUGAAAGGGGGAGAAAUUCAAUGGCCUGUUCACAUUUAUUAUGGAUGCUCUGACCUAUCAAAGGAAACCAUGCAAGUCAGGGAGUUUGUUUUAAAGCAAGUGUUUUUAAGGAUUGUGCCUUUUUUUCUCAAAUCAGCCUGCCUUUUUUUAUUUAAAAAAGAAAAAGGAGGGAGAGUUCCAUCUGUCACCUGUCAGACCAGCGUCUCCCUAUCAAUGUGUCAUUGUAGCAUAGACAAAAAUGUAUGAAUCAAAGUAUUAUGAAAUCAUUUAGUUAGCGUAUUUGUACAUAAUAAAUGGACAGACAACAAACGGUUAAAGCAGUAAUGUUACUCGAAUGCUUAUGUCAUUGCAAGUAAAAUGAUUACCAUUAAACCAAGUGUACUGAUUUAUAAACCUAUUUUGUACAGCAUCUGGUAAAAGGUGCCUUAUUAAGUUUACCACAGAUUACUUUGCAAAAGGUACAUCAUGUACACAGAUUAUGUCCUGUAUCUGACUUUUAAGUAAAUAACAUUAUUUUAGUACACAA
Messenger RNA from Carcharodon carcharias (great white shark), 5233 nucleotides. It is a transcript of the gene bmpr1aa, whose product is annotated as bone morphogenetic protein receptor, type IAa. The transcript is spliced from 14 exons. Gene Ontology annotation, molecular function: transforming growth factor beta receptor activity, type I; ATP binding; SMAD binding. The coding region runs from base 560 to 2125 and encodes 521 amino acids. Gene Ontology annotation, cellular component: plasma membrane; signaling receptor complex. The record is from RefSeq and is a predicted model, not a curated record. Gene Ontology annotation, biological process: BMP signaling pathway; cellular response to growth factor stimulus; protein phosphorylation. Lineage: Eukaryota; Metazoa; Chordata; Chondrichthyes; Lamniformes; Lamnidae.